ACAUGUCUGGCAUGAGGAAGUGAACCUGUUUGUGUUCAUGUUUAUUUUGGAUGUUCCACUUCUCUUGGCAGAUUGUUGGGUUAUUAGUUAAUUCGAGUUCUGUGAUUUUGUAUGAGGUGAUGUUUAAUGAAAAUAGUCGUAUUUAUUUGUGAAUUAUGUGCUUUUUUUAGUAGGAAUAGUUCAUGGUGCUAGCAACAAGUGGAACGAUACAUAACAGCAGUGGAGUUUAGCUGGACUGGGAUUGAAACACAUCCAGUGUGAAAGAGAGAUUUUAGACAAAAUAUGGACAUUAAGUGGAAUUUAAUGGGCAUGACUGACAAUCUCUGGUUGGUAGACUAAUCGUUUUGCAGAGUAAAUGCUGAUUUUGAAAAGUAUUUGUUGUGUAGUUGAGUAAAGCAUGUAAUAAUAGGGGGCCAGGUGUGUUUGUGUCAGCUUGAUCAUUAGGACACCUCCUGCAAAUGAUGUAGUUUUAUAAAGUAUUAGAAAAAAAUAUAUAUAUACACUAACAUGUUAUCCUGCUGACUCUUAAGAUCUCUAUAAUUAACAACACAAAGUAUAUCAAUACCUCAGGACAUGUGCAUGCUGACUGAUAAUCAGCUCAGAAAAGAUGCUCUUCUUCUUCUUCCCCUGCCUGUCAGAUUAAUUUGUGCAUGAUCUAAAAGUGCUUUAUCUCAUUCGCCGGUGAUUAGUGGAAGAUUAGAAAAUGGCAAAUAUGCUCGGAUUAAAAAUGAGCCUCAGUUCCUUGAGGAGGAAACAACCCAAGACCUUCAGGGUCAGGAUCGUGACGAUGGAUGCAGACCUGGAGUUCAGCUGUGAGGUGAAGUGGAAAGGGAAAGACCUGUUUGAACUGGUAUGCAGGACACUGGGACUCCGGGAGACGUGGUUCUUCGGCCUGCGGUACAAUGUCAAAGACACCGUGGCAUGGCUGAAGUUGGAUAAGAAGGUUUUAGACCAAGACGUUCCUAAAGAGGAGCCCAUCGUGUUGAACUUCCUGGCAAAGUUUUACCCUGAAAACGCAGAGGAGGAGCUCGUCCAGGACAUCACACAGCACCUCUUCUUCCUGCAGGUGAAGAUGAUGAUUCUGGAAGAGGAGGUGUAUUGUCCCCCUGAAGCCUCAGUGCUGCUCGCCUCAUAUGCCGUCCAAGCAAAGUACGGAGAUUACGACCCCAAUGUCCACAAACCAGGCUUCCUGGCCCAAGAAGAGCUUCUCCCAAAGAGGGUGAUUAAUCUCUACCAGAUGACUGCUGAAAUGUGGGAGGAGAGAAUCACACUCUGCUACGCUGAGCACCGAGGCAGGACCAGAGACGAAGCCGAGAUGGAAUAUUUGAAAAUAGCGCAGGAUUUGGAGAUGUACGGGAUCAACUACUUUUUUAUUCGGAAUAAAAAGGGAACAGAUCUGCUGCUCGGCGUCGACGCUUUGGGGCUGCACAUUUACGAACCGGAGAACAGACUGACGCCUAAAAUCUCCUUCCCUUGGAACGAAAUCCGCAACAUCUCUUACAGUGACAAAGAGUUCGCUAUUAAGCCCCUGGAUAAGAAAGCGGACGUGUUCAAAUUCAACUCCUCCAGACUGCGGGUGAAUAAGUUGAUUCUGCAGCUGUGUAUCGGGAACCACGACCUGUUCAUGAGGAGACGCCGAGUGGAUUCACUGGAGGUGCAGCAGAUGAAGUCUCAGGCCCGAGAGGAGAAAGCUCGCAAACAGAUGGAGAGACAGAGGCUGGAGAGAGAGAAGCACCUGCGUGAGGAAGCCGAGAGAGCGAGGGAUGAGUUGGAGCGACGACUUUUACAUCUACAGGAUGAAGCUCUGAUGGCCAAUGAAGCUCUGCUGCGUUCCGAGGAGACGGCUGAUCUGUUAGCGGAGAAGGCUCAGAUCGCUGAGGAAGAGGCCAAACUGCUGGCUCAGAAGGCAGCCGAGGCCGAGCAGGAGAUCCAGCGCAUUAAAAUGACGGCGAUCCGCAGUGAGGAGGAGAAGAGGCUGAUCGAGCAGAAGAUGCUGGAGGCUGAGAUGCUUGCCCUCAAAAUGGCCGAAGAAUCCGAGAGGAGAGCCAAGGAAGCCGAUCAACUGAAGCAGGACCUGCAGGAGGCCAGAGAGUCUGAGCGCAGAGCCAAACAUAAGCUGCUGGAGAUCACUAGCAAAUCGCCUUACUCGGCCUCGGCUCUCUCUCCGAAUGCUCUCCUUCCUGACCUCAGCUUCAGCACGGAGAAUCUGAGCUUUGACUUCAAAGACACCGAUAUGAAACGCCUGUCUAUGGAGAUCGAGAAGGAAAAGGUGGAGUACAUGGAGAAGAGCAAACACCUCCAGGAGCAGCUGAACGAGCUGAAGACGGAGAUCGAGUCCUUGAAGAUGAAGGAGCGAGAGACUCAUCUGGACAUCCUGCAUAACGAGAACACGGAGAGAGGCACCAGCAAGCAGAGCAACUUCAAAAAGCUCACACUACAGAGUGCCAAGGCAAGAGUGGCCUUCUUUGAGGAACUAUAGCUGACCAAACUGUCCGUGGCUUAAGUAUUAACCUGUGUUGUUUUUUUUUCCCCUCCCUUUGUGUAUUAAAGAUGUUUUCCUUUUGCAAGUUUGUGUUGCAACAAGUGUUAAACGUUUUUUUUUCCCCUGUGGAUUUGAAAUCACCUAUUUUUAACUCUACGAGAGAGAGAAUAGAGUUGUCUCACUCUUACAUUAAGUCUUAAACACUAGUGUGAGUGAUUCUUGCCUCAUACACACACUUCAAACACACCUUUAAUCUCCAUUCCAACAUUUUUAACCAGUAAGCAGGAAAAGAGAGAGAGAGAGACGCUGCUUUUACACAACCCUCUCUGAAGAACGUCCUUUUCCUUCAUGAAAUAACUGGGGAAAACAAAGUUCUACUUUCUCUUCAAACAUCAUCUCAGAUGUGUCAUGCUGCAUUUUAUGUUGUUUUUUCUUCUUCUUUUGGGAUUUUAUUAAACCUGUGUAAAAGCUUUGGCUUUCCAUUGCUGCUGAAACUCAACUCGAGCGUAGCCACGUUCUACUUUUUAUCAAAAGCGGAUUUUUUUUUUUCCCCGUAGCAUGAGAGAGAUGUUUCGUGGGGGGGAACCCAUACGGCACUUUUUCUGUGCGUUUUCGAGUGCUGUGGUUCCACAACACUCUGUAAUGAAGGGUCAGUUUGUUCCAGACACAUUUCUUUGAAGGCGACCUGCGUCGAGGCUUCACAAUCCAUCAAUAUCCAUUACCUAAAUCUUUUAUAAUGCAGUAAUGUAAGAGCUCUGAAAAGAAUUUUGUCUGUUAGUUUGUUUGAACUUGUGAAUAUACUUACUUAGGAAGCUUUGCAAUGCCUUCUGUAAAGUAUCCACACCAUUUCUAUUUAUUUAGCUGAUGUGCUUCGUAAGGCUCCGGUCACUACAGCUCGCAAUGGGUUAUCGGUGAAAAUGAGACAUUUUGGUGGCGAUGCCUCCUUCCCUAAGCUUCGGGACGUGUUCCUAAACCCAUCUGCGAAAAUUCGCUGCUUGGUUUGCUGAUGAAAACAAACAUCGCUACCAAAUUUCAAUGCAUGCUCUGAAAAUUUUCGUGAAGUUUUUGACCACUCGGGAGGUAGAGACGCACCAAAAAAAACCCAACUCGGAGAACAUUCACUGUGCAUCGCACAACUGGAGGUGACGUUACUAAUUUUUCAUCACCAAACAUUCGCAAAUUAAACCCAUCACGAGCUGUAGUGUGACCGUAACCUAACAGCGAUAUAAAUGCGAAACUGAUUGUAGCUAUUUUUAAGAACAAAAGUAAUUAGUUUAUUUGACGUAUGGGGUUCUUGAAGUAGAAUAGGAUAUAGUAAUCAAAUACACUAUGUACCGAGAGGCUCCAGUUGAAAUUAUGGAUUAUCUGAGGUGACUACGCCCCAAAGAAAGUAGUACUACGCUUGUCACCGUAGAGAAUCCAUAAUGACCCGAACCCAUAACUACAUCAUUGCUUCUUUACCGCAAUGCAUUACGGGCAAUACCCAGGGUCAGCUCUGCCGUAUUGUUUCCUUUCACUUUUGUUAAACACUGCAUUGUAAUGUCUAACCGGUUUUAACCGUACCUGAAGUGAAUUGCUGUGCCUUAAUGUGUCUCCCCAACAAAGAGAACACCUAAUUUGAGCUUUUAUCAGUUGCCAGUCGAGGAGAAGAGAAGAAAGAAAUGGAGAAGUUUAAUCCGCAGCAAAAAACCUUCGAACUGAAUCGAAACUAGAUAGAGACUGUGACUAAAGUCACAGUAAUUUGCGCUAGCUCUUAUAAACCGGGACGUCUGCUCACAGUACCCUAUAGAUCUGGAACGGUAAGAGAUGGAGAAUGACGCUUAGUGGAGAAGGAAAAGUUGUGCCCUGCCGCCCUGAACAACAAAAAAAAAAACGAUUGUCAAUUUUUCAUGGUUUUUUUCAGUUAUAAGUGAUUUGAAAAAAAAAAUCCUGUUUUUCAUGGAUCAGUGAUCCAGAUCAGCACCAAAAGUCAUAGCAUUGUAAUUCAGUCCAGAGGUAUUCUUCAUGUGAAAUUUGGUGAUUGGUUGAAAACUGAGGGAGAAAUAUCAUCCUAAAAAUGUUUACUAUAAUAAUAAGAAAUUAGAAAGAUCCUGAGUGAGAGUAACAAUUUGUGCCAGUGCUGCUAGCACAAAUUAAUAAAUCACUUAAAAACAAUUAUGAUUGGUGGAUUCUUCAUACAAGAAUCGUCAAGCUUUAUAAAUUCACUUUAGCUAGAGACAAGCUAACCGAUACAGGGUUUUCCCCAGGAAGAAAAAAAUAUAUAUCAGAGCAGUGCUACUGAUGUGGAGCCUGGCCUGGAAGGCCCCGAAUGCUGCUGGGGGUCUGGGGGCAUUUUGAAAUCUCAUCUCAUUAUCUCUAGCCGCUUUAUCCUGUUCUACAGGGUCGCAGGCAAGCUGGAGCCUAUCCCAGCUGACUACGGGCGAAA
This is a messenger RNA of Neoarius graeffei (lesser salmon catfish), 4907 nucleotides long. It is a transcript of the gene nf2a, whose product is annotated as NF2, moesin-ezrin-radixin like (MERLIN) tumor suppressor a. Gene Ontology annotation, biological process: regulation of organelle assembly; regulation of gliogenesis; regulation of cell shape. The transcript is spliced from 17 exons. Gene Ontology annotation, molecular function: actin binding; cell adhesion molecule binding. The record is from RefSeq and is a predicted model, not a curated record. Lineage: Eukaryota; Metazoa; Chordata; Actinopteri; Siluriformes; Ariidae. Bases 704 to 2479 code for a protein of 591 amino acids. Gene Ontology annotation, cellular component: cytoskeleton; plasma membrane; filopodium.